Molecule: messenger RNA, 1044 nt
Organism: Naegleria gruberi
Lineage: Eukaryota; Heterolobosea; Eutetramitea; Acrasida; Naegleriidae
Exons: 1
Coding region: 1-1044 (347 amino acids)
Biological process (GO): protein phosphorylation
Molecular function (GO): ATP binding; protein kinase activity
Source: RefSeq, a predicted model, not a curated record
AUGGCAUCUGCCAUAACAAAACUUAUUUGUAAACAUUUAGUUGAAGAGGAGACAUCUCAAAAAUCAAAUUUGACAAGUCCUCAAAAAGGGCAACCUAAUAGAAGCCUCCCAAUUGGCAGUGUUGUGCAAUGUAUUGUUAGUGCUUCCAUCAAGUUUGCUAUUCAAAUUGAAAGAGAAAUGGCUAAUACUGGUGACAAACUUUUGUAUGAAGGAACUAUCGUUAACACAGAAGACAAGUGUAUUGUAAAAUUAUAUAACAACGAUAGAGAUUCUGGAUUCAAAUUGUGGCAGCUCAGAUUACAUUAUUCAGAAAUGAUUGGUUAUAGUGAUCUUGUUACAAAGAUGUAUAUAAAUUAUUCUGAUGUCAGCUACAAAGGAACACCACUUGAAGAAUAUAUCGAUAAGAAUAAGGGGGUUAAUAAGACCACUCUGAUGAUCCAACUAUUAGCUCAACUCUAUUUUCUCCAUGAAGAUGAGGUACUUCACAAUGAUAUCAAACCAGAAAAUAUAAUUGUUUAUCAAGAUUAUCCUUAUUUCAUUGAUUUCGAAGCUUGCAAACGAUAUGCGAGGUAUGACCAAGUGGAUGAAAUUUGCUAUGAUUCAGACAAGAGAAUAAUCCAGUCCUCAUCUGGAACAAGCGCUUACAAUCCUCCAGAAAAAGAAAGGGACAAAAAUUACAUUACACCAAAAUCAGAUGUUUAUUCUCUGGGACUUGUAUUUGCUAAAAUGUUGGGGGUUGCCUUACAAACAAAGAAAUACAUUGAUUUUGAGUUGUUGAAAAAGACAAAUGAUCAUACAAUUUGUAAUCUAAUUGGGAAAAUGGUCUUACAUGAUAUUAAGCUUAGACCCUCUGUCCAACAAUGUUUGGAAGUAUUGGGUAUUUCAAAAGAUGAAUUCUAUUCCUAUGGUGCUCCAACCAUUGACAAACAAAUACCAAAUAUUACCCGUCAAGAAUUUGAAGAAUUAUUAAUGUCUAAAAAGAGAGAAAGAACAGAAUUGAUGGUAGAAUCACAACCUGAACAAAAAAAGGUAAAGUCUGAUUGA